Paramecium pentaurelia is the source of this 390-nucleotide messenger RNA. NCBI's taxonomy places the organism in Eukaryota, Ciliophora, Oligohymenophorea, Peniculida, Parameciidae. The record is from the annotation of a GenBank genome assembly.
AUGUAAUGCUCUUCCCCUGAAGAAGCUUCUAUUUGUAAUAGUCUUUGUUGCAACAAACUUCAUCAAUGCUCUUAAUAUCAAAGUGAGUGCUCUAUAUAUUCAGAUGUAUAUAUCAUCAAAUAAGUAGAAUCAUUGCAUCAAAUUAAAUUGUGAUACUUGUUGUUUGUUACAAGAUAACUAGCAUUUCUGUGGAACUUAUGUACAAUGUAGUAAAUAUUUCGACUUAUUCUACUUGUGGUGUUUAAUUAUCCUUGGAUUGUUGUUGGUGGUGUUACUGAUUAUUAAAUUGCGUACUAAGUAGAGAUCACAAUAAUAAGGUUUAUGACAGCUCGCAUGAUACGAAUUCAUUAAGCAUUUGCAAAGUUUAACAAAAAAACGACUACAAUCUGA